Messenger RNA from Astrephomene gubernaculifera, 4265 nucleotides. The record is from the annotation of a GenBank genome assembly. Lineage: Eukaryota; Viridiplantae; Chlorophyta; Chlorophyceae; Chlamydomonadales; Astrephomenaceae.
ACCAACUAUUGCUGGUUCAUCACUGUUGUGUCCUUGGAAGCACUCUUGCUAUGACUUACUUGUUAGAACUGCAAUUCGAUUUUUUCUAAGCGUUGUCUACUCAAAGAUUAGGUGCUGAGCGCUAAGAAGGCUUUGCUGCCUCGGGCAGCUUACAGACCAUCAUGGCGAACAUUGAUCCUUACCGGACAGAGGAGGAGCUAGCGGAUGAUGACGAGGAAGUGGACAUGUCGUUCCUGCCCCCAUUCGCUCGGGGGACAGAGAACGAGAAGCUGUAUGUGGAAAAUGCGAGGUUGGAGCGGAAGCUCGAGCGGACAGACCGCGCCCUGGAGCAGAACCUCGACAGGUUGCACAUUAUGGAUGAACACCUGAAGAAUGUGCAGCAGGAACUCAAGUACACGCAAACCCGGGUUGAAUCCAAGAACAAGGAGAUUGAGAGUGAGAAGCACCUCAACUCUAUGGCCGAGCGGGAAGCGGGUCGCAUCCGCAAGGACGUGGCCAAGCUGACCUCCGAGCGCGCGGAGCUGGCGGACAAGAUCAACAGCCUGCAGAACCAGAUCUACAAGAACAACGAGAAGCUGGACCAGUUCAAGAUGCUCAUGAACUGGAAUCAGGAGGAGCUGGAGCAGUGGGCGCUGGCGGAGAGGCAGAAGGCCGAGGACAACGCCGCGCUAGAGAAGUACCGUCACGCGGACGACGCCAAGGUCAAGGAGCUGACCAUGGUGCUGGAGCGAGUCAGCAAGCAGGUGGUCUCUCGUCGCGAUGAGCUGGACACCGAGGUCAUUGAGACCCAGGCUGCCCAAAUCCAGCUCGACAAGGCCGCCGAGGACUUCCGCAAACUGCACCUGGAGCGUCAAGAACUCAUCCGGCAGUGGGAGGAGGCGGUGGAGGCCAUGCGGCACCGCGACGUGGCCAUUGCGGCGGCUUCGGAGCAGUUUGCGCUGCAGAAGGAGGUGCUUCGGGAGCGGAAGAGGGAGCUGGACGCGCAGGCGCGGUUCCUGGAGAAUGAGGUGCUCAACACCAAGGAGGCAGAUGCGCGGGUGGCGUACUACGAGCGGGAGAUUGGCAAGCAACGCGACCUGCUCUCCCGCGAGCAAGUGCGGCAGGAGGAGCUGUCAAACCAGGUUGAGCUGAUCAAGGCCACGCUGUCCAAGGCCGCCACGGAGCUGGCGCAGCGCACCGCGGAGAACAGGGGCGCGCGGGAGGAGCUGGACCACAAGCGUCAAAAGCUGGAUGCAGCCCGCAAGCGCUUCGCGGUGCUGAAGCGCAAACUGGAGACCGAGUUCUCCAACCUUGACUCCAUGGAGGCAAAGGCAGCUGAGCUGGAGUCCAUGCGUCGCGGCGAGGAGGCGCGGCUCAAGGCAGUCGUGAAGGAGCACGAGUUGCUGAAAAAAGAGCAGUACAAACGCAGCCAGGUGCUGUUCGAGCUGCGAACCAAGGAACGUGAGCUCAUCAGCGAAAUCAGCGGCGGACAGGGGCAGAAUAAGAACCUGGCAGCUCGGAUCCAUACGCUGGACGAGCAAGUCGUACGGCAACAGGAGCUGUUGUACAAUGUGGAGUUUCAGUUGCAGCAGAUGGAGCGCAAGGUGGCCCGCGCGGGCGGUGUACGGAGCGAGGAGGAGACGCGGGCGCUGAACGCGCGGAUUGAGAAGCUGACGGGCAUCCUGGAGAGCGUGAACCAGGAGCACUCCAUGCUGUUGGAGCAAGUGAAGCGCGCGGAGGAGGAUUUGCUGGCUGCCAGGCGGUCAAACACGGCGUUGCGGGCGGAUAAGGCCAAGUUGGAUGAGACCAUCUCCACGCUCAAGCUGGAAAAUGACAUGGUGGCGCGACAGGUCAAGGCCGCAGUUGACUCGCGCGAGAAGGCGCUGGUGGACCACGACGUGCUGGCGCUGGAGGUGAAGCGGCUGCGUGACAUCCUGUCCGCGCAUGCUGACGAGGUGUUCAGCCUGGAGAAUCGCAAAGCGCAGUUGGCGCUGUCCAUGGAGGAGCGCAAGCAGGAGGUGGAGGUGCACAGGGACGGCUUGCGUGCGGAGUUGCGGCUGCUUCGAGAGGAUGUGCACCGCAUCACACUCGAGCUCAAGGAGCGCCUACUGCGCUGCGAGAAGCUGCGAGCCAAGUUUGAAAUCGUGUCCGCCAAGAACCGCGGAGCCAGCGAGGACGAUGACGGCGAGGAGCGCACGCAGGCGUAUUUCGUGAUCAAGGCGGCGCAGGAGCGAGAGGCGUUGCAGCGGGAGGGGGAUGAUUUGGACGCGCGGAUUCGCGUGGCGGAGAAGGAGGUGGCGGCGCUGGAGGCGACGGUGGCGCAGCUCAUGGCGUGUAACACCAACUUCGCGCACUCGUAUAAGAAGGUGAGCAGCAAGGAGGCGUUCGAGGAGCGAUCGGCGCUACGUGAGAAGCUGGACAAGGCGUACGACAAGCUGAAGGCGCGGCGAGCUGACGAGGCAGCCAUCGCGGGGGACAUCCAGGUGGCGGAGUCGCGGCUGGGCAAUCUGGGUCAGGAGCAGCGGUCGCUGCAGGCGCUUGUGGACGACAUGUCUCGACGCAAGACGGAGGCGGUACGACAGCUGGAGGACCAGCGCGAGAAGCUGCAGCGCGCCCUGACGCGCACGGACCGGCUGCGCCACCGACUGGGCAUCGCGGACAGUCCGCAGGGGCAGGACAUUGAGCUAGCGGAGGUCCGCGACGUCACGCGGGCCAUGCUGCUAGAGCUCAAGGCCCUGGCCGCCUCCAACCCCUCCGCCGGCCUCCUGGAGGCAUGCGAGGCAGCCGGCAUCCGCCUGCCCUCCGGCGGUAGCUUGCCGCCCUCAGCUCCGGGCAGCCGGCCGGGCUCGGCAGCUCGCUCGCAGGGCAGCAUCGGCAGCGCGCGCAGCGGCCGCAGCGGCGGCAGCCAGUGGGGAGGCUCACGAACGGGCGGUUCUAGGCCGUCCAGUGGGUUACGAGGGGGCGGCUCGCCUGCGGUGCGAACGAUUCAGCUAGGGGCGUGAGGAGGGAGGUUAGGUUUGUGAUGGGUAGUCUCGUGGUUGGCAGCAGUGCAGUUUUGUAUUAGGUAUUUAGGCGGGUAGCCCUAUUAUUCGUGAUCAUGCGCGCCCAGCUCGAUUGUACAUAUGGUUCGGUGUGGAUUGGAUAUGGGUCGGGAACUGGCUUAUGCAAAGGCACGGUAGCUUGUAGAUUAUACAUCAUGGGUGUAGCAAUAGAGCAGGUGACUUGGAAACAGGGGUAAUGGCUAUUAUGUCCUAGUGGGGCAGAUGCGCCCUUUUAGCGGGUAGGCACGAAGUCCCUACGGUGCUUUGGAUUAGCAUGGCUCCGUCGCUGUGAGCAACGAACGUGGUUGCAUACAGCGGUAUAAUGCGAGGGAGAGCGGCAACCUUAUAUAGCCGGCGUGGCCAUUUAGUGAAGUGAUAGUACGUGAUCUGGAGCCUCCCCGGGCCUGUCAUGACCAGUAGUGCUCUGCUCAUGGGCCCCCUUCGAGGCUUGAAUGCACACCGGGCUGGAGCGCCUCCGUGACUGUUUCUGAUAUCCUGGUCGUGAGGGACGACAGAAGCGUACCGCACGUUAUGAAUGCUGCCAGUUUCACGUGUCUUUGGUGUCUCGACUGGUGUCAACCCUUGAUACCGGUAAGGGUAGUCCAGCCUGCUGAUGAGCUGUCCUGCUGGCGCUCACCACAUUCUUGCCACCUGGUUAAUGGCGCAUGCGUUGCGCGCAAGUUCAUGGACGCUCCUUUAAACCAACGGUUUGGCAGCUAUUCCUGUCCUGGAACGCAAAAGAGCUUGUCCUGAUGCGCUGCAGUCCUCAGUGGCGUUCCGUGUUAGCAGCACUGAGCCCCGCUCAAAUGUAUUAUGUAAAUGAAAGAUAGCUAUUGCCUUUGCUGCCAGUGAGUAAUACUGGUACAAACUGUCACGCCAGGGCCUGCAUUAUAUGGGUGAGGCAGUGAGGGUUGUUGUCCCUUGGAUGCCGGCACCGCCGUUGACUUAAUCGGUCAAUGUGUAUGGUAUGGGGUGAACCUCUAUUUGGCGCCAUGGGGGGGUGCCCCUGGACUGCCUUCCAGCACCCAUCUGCAACGCACAAUGUCGUUGAGGGGGCGAUGGCGUGGCGAUGUAGUGCGUAACAUCAUUUGAUGGCUUCGCUUGGGGAACCUCCAGGCCCAUGGCUGAUAAGUGAUAACCCCCAGCAAAGGGGUGUUGUCAAUAGGCGGAGACGUCGUCUUCCUUCCCAACGUCCGUGGCCAUGUAACUCCCGCCCUGUUGAGGCUCAGUUAACCUAAUCCCGCC